Molecule: messenger RNA, 1312 nt
Organism: Orbicella faveolata
Lineage: Eukaryota; Metazoa; Cnidaria; Anthozoa; Scleractinia; Merulinidae
Product: beta-1,4-N-acetylgalactosaminyltransferase 3-like
Source: RefSeq, a predicted model, not a curated record
UCUCUCUCAUUCUCUUCUAGGGAUUUCUUUUUAAAGAGAAUCCACAGAGUUUCCCAAAAAUCAGAUCCAGUUUACGGUGAUCGUUUCUUAGUCGACGUGGAACUUGGUUUACAGCAUAGCAACCAAUCAUUUCGCUUGUCAGAACACGUCUAUCAGAAGAAGGGAAGUGACAAGUUGUGUUUUCCUGAAGGAAUCAACUGGAACAGCCAAGCCAUGGUGUACUUCAUACUUCCUGUCAAAGACCAAGGACGAUGGGUCUAUCAUUUUAUCAAUGAACUUACUGUUGCCAGCUUAUUGACCGGUGAUACGAACUUCCACGUCGUUGUUGCUGACUUUGAAAGUCAGGAUAUUGAUAUGGCCGAAGCUUUUAACACUUCUCUGUUCCGCAGCAGACACACCAUUGUUGACAUGACGGGUGAAUUCUAUAAGACACUCGCGCUAAACGAGGCUGUCGCUCGUGUUCCAAGCGAGCAUGAUAUACUAUUUCUGUAUGAUCUUCACAUUGAUGUUCCUGUAGACAUCAUGGACAGCGUCAGAAAGGUAACGUAAAAGUGCAAAUGCAAUCACGUUAGAAGUAGUCUCUGUAAGAGUCCUAAGUGAACGAUAGUUCGAAUGCGUCACCUAGGGGUGCAAGAAAUUACAGCUCACCGGAGAAAGAGAAAACGAUGAGGGAAGGAAAGUGGCAGUUGCCUCAAUAGCGUCAUGUUUUUCUCCAACAUCUCCUGUUCAUGUCACGCUUUCUCAAGCUUGGUGCAGUGUUCGACGAUCUAGUCAGAUUGGGACUCGAACUGGGACUAUAGCCCAGACUCAAGCUGGUAUUCGAACAGGGACUCAACCCAGGACUCGAACUGGGACUCAAACUGGGACCAGAGCUUAGACUAAAGCUGGGUCUCGAGCUGUGAAUCGAACUUAGCCUUGAGCUGGGACUAGUGCUGGGACUCGAGCUGGGACUAGACCUAGAUCUCGAGCUUCUCGAGCUGGGACUCGAACCUGGACUCUAGUUGGGACUCUAACUGAGACUCGAAUUGGCACUUCAACUGGGACUCAAACUGGGACCAGUGCUUAGACUAGAGCUGGGACUUGAGCUGGGAAUCAAGCUGGGACUAGAGCUGAGUCUCGAGCUGGGUCUCAACCUGGGUCUCGAGCUGGGACUCAGACUGAGACUCAAACUGGGAAUUGAGCUGGGACUAGAGCUGAGACAAACUGGGACUCAAGCUGAAAUUCCAACUGGGACUCGAACUGAAACUCGAGCUGGGAGACUAGAGCGGAGACUAUGACUGGGAUUCGAACUGGGAUUCGACCUGGACUUCAA